AUGGCUGACGGCUCUUCUGUCUCGGGUGUUUCAUUUGGUGCCGAAACUCAUUCGAUUGCUGGUGAAUGUGUCUUUCAAACAGGCAUGGUUGGAUAUCCAGAAUCUCUCACUGACCCUUCUUAUCGCGGACAGAUUCUUGUGCUUACUUUCCCCCUUGUUGGAAACUACGGUGUUCCAUCACGCACAUCGAUGGAUUCAUCUGUAAAACAAAUUCAAGAGCACUUUGAAUCUUCAGAGAUCCAUAUUGCCGCCUUGGUGGUUGGGUUUUACUCGGAUGACUUUUCACACUAUUUAGCCACUUCUUCACUGUCUGAAUGGCUCAAGGAAAAUAAUAUUCCUGCUAUUUCUGGCGUGGACACCCGUGCGCUCACUAAAAAAAUCCGCACUCAUGACGUGGCAUGGGAAGAUCCCAAUCUGCGCAACCUUGUUGCAGAAGUCUCAAUCAAAUCUCCUGCUGUCUAUUCGCCAUUAGAUGGCUCUACUACUGUUUGCGGGGCAGAUGGUAAAAUUCUUUCCAUUCUUGCUGUAGAUGUUGGCAUGAAAAACAACCAGAUUCGUUGCUUUGUAAAACGCGGAGUUUCUUUGCGAGUAGUCCCUUGGAACUACGAUUUCAUCUCUGACACAAACUACGAUGGUCUUUUCAUUUCAAACGGUCCUGGUGAUCCAAUUGCUCUUGACAUUACUAUUGAACGUCUUUCCAAACUUCUCAAGUCUCAAACUAAACCGGUUUUCGGUAUUUGUCUAGGCCAUCAAUUGGUGGCUUUGGCUUCUGGUGCUACUACCAGCAAACUCCACUUUGGAAACCGUGGUCACAAUAUUCCUUGCACCAAUCAACACACUGGUAGAUGCUUCAUCACUUCUCAGAAUCAUGGGUUUGCUGUCAAUACAGACUCUUUAUCCGACGAAUGGGAAGAGUAUUUUGUAAAUGCUAAUGAUGGCUCCAACGAAGGUAUUAUCCACAAAACACUCCCGUUUUUCUCGGUACAAUUCCACCCCGAAUCUACUCCUGGACCAUGGGAUACCGAAUUUCUUUUUGAUAAAUUCAUUCAAUCUGUCAAGGCAUGCAAGGAUGCUGGAAAGUUGGUACCGUUGGUACGCGAAUCCUGCUUGGUGCCAAAUAAGCGUCUUCAUCCACGAAAAGUGUUGGUUCUUGGUUCUGGUGGUCUUUCCAUUGGACAGGCCGGUGAGUUUGACUACUCUGGCUCACAAGCAAUCAAAGCACUCAAAGAAGAAGGCAUAUACACUGUUCUUAUCAAUCCAAAUAUUGCCACAAUUCAAACAUCAAAGGGUCUUGCUGACAAAGUAUACUUUUUGCCUGUAACCCCCGAGUUUGUUCGAAAAGUUAUCAAGCAUGAAAAGCCAGACGGCAUUUACUGUACAUUCGGUGGUCAAACCGCUUUGAAUAUUGGCGUCAAACUAAAGGACGAGUUUGCUAGUCUCGGCGUACAAGUUCUUGGUACUCCAAUCCAAACCAUUGAAAUGACCGAGGAUCGUGAGCUGUUUGGCAACGCUCUUGCAGAGAUUGGUGAAAAAUGUGCCCAAAGUUCCUCUGCCACCACGGUCGAGGAAGCCAUUGCUGCAGCAAACUCGAUUGGCUAUCCUUUGAUUAUUCGUGCAGCAUAUGCUCUUGGUGGUCUAGGCUCUGGAUUUGCCGAAAAUCAGGAACAACUCCAGGAACUCUGCAUCAAAGCCUUUGCAACAUCUCCUCAAAUUCUUGUAGAAAAAUCAAUGAAGGGUUGGAAGGAGAUUGAGUACGAAGUGGUCCGUGAUGCCUAUGACAAUUGUGUCACCGUUUGUAAUAUGGAGAAUUUUGAUCCUCUUGGUAUUCACACUGGCGAUUCGAUUGUUGUUGCCCCAUCCCAAACACUUUCUGAUGAAGACUAUAUGAUGCUUCGUCGCACUGCAGUCAAUGUCAUUCGCCAUCUUGGAGUUAUUGGUGAAUGCAACAUUCAAUACGCUCUUAAUCCAUUGUCCAAAGAGUACUGCAUUAUAGAAGUCAAUGCUCGUUUAUCUCGUAGUUCCGCACUUGCUUCCAAAGCCACCGGGUACCCACUUGCAUUUGUUGCUGCCAAGUUGGGCUUGGGUAUUCCACUUACUCAAGUCAAAAACAGUGUUACCAAAAAAACCAUUGCGUGUUUCGAACCUAGUUUGGACUACUGCGUAGUCAAGAUUCCUCGCUGGGAUCUUAAAAAGUUUAAUCGUGUUAGUACCAAGAUCAGUUCAUCCAUGAAAAGUGUGGGUGAGGUCAUGGCUAUUGGCCGAAACUUUGAAGAAACCAUUCAAAAAGCAAUUCGUGCAGUGGAUUAUAGUUUUUCAGGAUUUGCUGAAAAUGACUUUAGCGAAGAUAUCGACGAAGAACUUAAAAACCCUUCGGAUCAGCGUUUGUUUGCUGUUGCAAAUGCGCUUCACAAGGGAUACACUGUACAUCGCAUUUGGGAACUUACCAGAAUUGACAAGUGGUUUUUGAACAAGCUUAAAAACAUUGUGGAUCUGGACAAGUCACUUCAAAAGUUUACACCUAGCACUAUUCCAAAUGACUAUCUUCGUUGCGCAAAGCAGUUUGGAUUUUCUGAUCGUCAAAUUGCCAAAGCCAUUUCUACCACUGAACUAGGUGUUCGCAAGAUCCGUAAAGAGCGUGGUAUCACUCCAUUUGUGAAGCAGAUUGACACGGUUGCUGCCGAGUUUCCUUGCUACACCAACUACCUUUACACAACAUACAAUGCAUCUGAGCACGAUGUUACUUUUGAAGACAAGGGUGUCAUGGUUCUUGGCUCUGGAGUAUACCGAAUUGGCUCCAGUGUCGAGUUUGAUUGGUGUGCUGUGCGUUGCAUUCGCACGCUUCGAAGUCUUGGUUACAAGACUGUCAUGGUCAAUUACAAUCCAGAAACUGUUUCGACCGACUACGACGAAGCUGAUCGUCUAUACUUUGAAACGCUUACACUCGAGCGCGUUCUUGAUAUCUAUGACAUUGAAAACUCGAGUGGCUUAGUUGUUUGUAUGGGCGGUCAGACUCCCAACAAUAUUGCUCUAGCUCUCCAUCGUGAAAAUGUCAAGAUUCUUGGUACAUCGCCAGAAAUGAUCGACUCUGCUGAAAAUCGAUACAAGUUUUCUCGAAUGUGCGACAAGAUUGGUGUUGAUCAGCCCGAGUGGAAGGAGCUUACUUCGAUUGACGAGGCAGAUUCGUUUUGUGAAAAGGUUGGGUACCCGGUAUUGGUACGCCCUUCGUAUGUUCUUUCUGGUGCUGCCAUGAAUGUAGUGUACUCUCAGGCAGAUUUAAAGAGCUACUUGGAUAUGGCUGUCAAGGUGUCUCGGGAAUACCCUGUAGUUAUUUCCAAAUUUAUUGAGGAUGCCAAAGAAAUCGAAAUGGAUGCCAUUGCUCUUGAUGGUAAAAUGGUAAUGCACGUCAUUUCAGAGCAUGUCGAAAAUGCGGGUGUUCAUUCUGGCGACGCUACUUUGGUUCUUCCUCCCCAAGAUUUGGAUCCUGAAACGGUUGAAAAGAUUAUUUCCGCUACCCAGAAGAUUGGUAGCGCACUCAAUGUCACUGGACCAUACAACAUUCAAUUCAUUGCCAAGAAUAACGAGAUCAAGGUGAUUGAAUGCAAUGUUCGUGCAUCUCGCUCGUUCCCAUUUGUUUCCAAGGUUAUUGGGGUUGAUUUGGUUGAGAUUGCAACAAAAGCCAUGCUCAAUGAACCGUUCGAGGCAUAUCCCGCUAUGGAAGAUCGACCAGACUAUGUUGCUGUUAAAGUUCCGCAAUUUUCGUUUAGUCGACUUGCAGGAGCUGAUCCCAUUCUUGGUGUUGAGAUGGCUUCCACUGGUGAGGUAGCCUGCUUUGGACGUGACAAGUACGAAGCAUACAUGAAGGCUUUGAUUGCUACUGGCUUUAAAGUUCCUGAGAAAAACAUUCUUCUUUCCAUGGGUUCAUUCAAAGAGAAACAAGAAUUUCUUCCUUCUGUUCUCAAACUGCACGAAUUGGGUUACAAACUUUUUGCCACAGCUGGUACAGCCGACUUUUUAAGCGAGUACAACAUUCCUGUCAAGUAUCUUGAAGCACUUGAAGAUGACUCUAAUGUUCCCCAGCAAAAACUCGAAUAUAGCUUAACACAGCACUUGGCCAACAAUUUAAUCGAUCUUUACAUUAAUCUUCCAUCGAAAAAUCGUUUCCGUCGACCUGCUAGCUACAUGAGUCGUGGUUACCGCAGUCGUCGUAUGGCAGUUGAUUUUGACGUCCCUCUAAUCACAAACAUCAAAUGUGCCAAACUUUUUGUCGAGGCACUUGGACGAGGGGUUGAUUUUGAAAUUUCUUCCAACGACUAUCAAACCUCGCAUCGCACUAUUGUUCUUCCAGGUCUUAUCAAUAUGCAAAACUUUGUUCCUUUUGCCACGAUUCCAGACUCUGGUCAUGCCGAGAAAAUCACUCGCGCCGCUGCUGCUGGAGGAUUUACUCUGAUUUGUAAUACUGCAAUCGGACAGGGCGAGUCUGCAGUCAAAGAUCGACGCACUGUUGGCGUUGCAAAAAAGAAUUUUAAUGGAAAAUCGGUUGUCGAUUAUACAUUUGGUCUUGCUGCCAAUAAAUCCAAUGUGUCUGGCAUUGCGGCUUUAGAGCAUGAUGUUUCUAGUUUAUAUGUCAAGCUUUCUGAAGAUGCCACUAGUCCAACUACUCUUGCUGAUGUUGCCGCAUCCUUUAUUGCAUGGCCUGCAUCUCGUUUAGUGAUUACACACGCUUCGCAUACUCAACUUGCGGCAGUGAUGUUUUUGGCCAAUCUUCAUAGUCGUCCUUUGCACAUUACUCAGGUGACAAAAAGAGAAGAUCUUGCUCUUAUUAUAGCUGGCAAGCAAAACGGAAUGCGUAUUACUUGUGAUGUUUGCGUGCACGCACUCUUUCUAUGCCGUAGCACCAUUGACCAUCCUUCUUUGCCCACUCAAGAAGAUAUGGACUAUUUAUGGAGCAACCUGGAUGCCAUUGACUGUUUGACUGUUGGUACUCUUUGCUCUGAAUUAGCCAAUGACGAUUCUGUUGCUUCUGGCAUUCAAGAAGCACUCCCAUUGCUGCUUACUGCAGUAUAUGAGGGCAAGCUUACUCUCGAGUAUAUUACUUCGCGUCUUUCGACCAACCCUCGACGUAUUUUAGAUUUACCUGAACAAGUGGAUACAUACAUUGAGGUUGAGAUUGAUCGCAAGUAUGUUGUUCCACCAACAGGAUAUGAAGGUUCUGGAUCCAACACCAGCACCAUUGCAGGAAAAGAGCUUUAUGGAUGUGUACACCGUGUUGUGAUUCGAGGAUCGACCAUUUAUCUUGAUGGAGCACACUUUGGUGAGCCUACAGGCAGAGACAUUUCUGGAACGGUGCGCAUAUCAUCCAAGACUGCACCUAGCCCAUCUCAUCGUGCAGUAUCCAUUCCUACUAUUGUAGAAGGAGUAUCACCUCCUUUGGAACCCAGUUUGGCCAACAAGUACAUUUCCGAUUAUUUGCCACGCUCUGUGGCCACGACAGUAGUCAAGUCUCCAUUCUACAAGAAGCACAUUACUACUGUUCUUCAAUUUACACGCAGUGAUUUGCACACACUAUUUGGUGUUGCACAAGAAAUGCGAAUUAUUGUUGAAAAGCAAGGACGCAUUAAUCUGUUGAAUGGCAAAGUGAUGUGCUCGGCAUUUUGGGAACCGUCGACUCGAACGUCGUGCUCAUUUGAAACUGCCAUGACUCGUCUUGGUGGAGAUGUUGUAUCGAUCAACCAAAUCACUAGCUCGAUUGCUAAAGGUGAAAGUAUCAGUGAUACUGUGCGCACUUUGGCGAGUUACGGUGAUGUAAUUGUAAUGCGACAUCCUGAGCCAGGAAGUGUGUCGUAUGCAUCCAAAUUUUCACCUGUUCCAAUCAUCAACGCAGGAGAUGGUAUUGGAGAGCACCCAUCGCAGGCACUCUUGGAUAUUUUUACAAUUCGUGAAGAACUUGGUACUGUCAAUGGACUUACCAUUACUAUUGUUGGCGAUCUCAAAAAUGGACGUACAGUGCAUUCACUUGUGCGUUUAUUGACACACUAUCAUGUCAAGAUCAACUAUGUAUCUCCCGAGUCAUUGAAGAUGCCCGAGAGUAUUAUUGCAGACUUGAAUCGAUACGAUAUUCCUCAAUACGAAACGACGUCGCUGGAGGAAGUGCUGGCAACAACCGACGUGCUCUACGUGACACGUAUCCAAAAGGAACGGUUUUCAGAUUUGGAAGAGUAUAAACAAGUCAGCAGUAGUUAUAUCAUUACCAACAAGGUGAUGCAAAGUGCCAAACAACACAUGAUUGUAAUGCACCCACUUCCUCGAGUGAAUGAGAUUGAUCCCGAAGUGGAUCUAGACCAACGUGCAGCCUAUUUUCGACAAAUGCGAUACGGACUGUUUGUUCGAAUGGCGUUGCUUGCUCUUGUUGUGGGUCGCACAGUUUAA
This is a messenger RNA of Batrachochytrium dendrobatidis JAM81, 6426 nucleotides long. Its product is annotated as bifunctional carbamoylphosphate synthetase/aspartate transcarbamylase. The record is from RefSeq and is a predicted model, not a curated record. Bases 1 to 6426 code for a protein of 2141 amino acids. Gene Ontology annotation, cellular component: cytoplasm; cytosol. NCBI's taxonomy places the organism in Eukaryota, Fungi, Chytridiomycota, Chytridiomycetes, Rhizophydiales. The transcript is spliced from 6 exons. Gene Ontology annotation, molecular function: dihydroorotase activity; carbamoyl-phosphate synthase (glutamine-hydrolyzing) activity; ATP binding. Gene Ontology annotation, biological process: UTP biosynthetic process; L-glutamine metabolic process; 'de novo' pyrimidine nucleobase biosynthetic process.